AUGAACCCACGGCGUGACGCGCAACGUCGUGUCGAGAACGCUCUACAGCUAUGGGUUCUUGAAGCGAAAGGAGUACCUGCUAAGAGAAGGUAUUACUGCGAAUUGUGCCUGGAUAAGACGUUGUAUGCUAGAACGUCAUCAAAACCGCUCAUUGACAAUGUCUUCUGGGGAGAACACUUCGAUUUUACAAUGCUACAGAAGAUGGACGAAGUGUGCAUUAAUCUCUACCGCGAAGGUGAUCCAAAGAAGAAGAAAGAGCGCUCCACAUUAAUUGGAUACAUAUUGAUCGCCAUUGAACAACUCAGUAGCAGACACCCUGUCGAGCGAUGGUCAGUAGCAAUUAGCCUACACAAAUCGCCAUCUUUGGCAUCGUUUUUCACACAGUCUGGUCGUGUUCAAUCACUGUACGAUAAUGGCUUUAUCAGAGCGUGCGCAUGCUCUGCACUUGCGCAACAUAUGGAGUCGAAACCGAAACUGGACAGGUCAAAACCAUCUGUUGCAACGGAAUUACUUUGA
This is a messenger RNA of Cylicostephanus goldi, 516 nucleotides long. The record is from the annotation of a GenBank genome assembly. NCBI's taxonomy places the organism in Eukaryota, Metazoa, Nematoda, Chromadorea, Rhabditida, Strongylidae.